Messenger RNA from Acanthoscelides obtectus, 584 nucleotides. Lineage: Eukaryota; Metazoa; Arthropoda; Insecta; Coleoptera; Chrysomelidae. The record is from the annotation of a GenBank genome assembly.
CGAUGACGGUUAUGGUAUUGAGCCAUGCCUUAUGACUCCCUUCAGAAAUCCUACUCUAGGUGCAGAAAUAAAUUAUAAUAAGCUUUUAAAACAAGAAAGAGUUAUAAUUGAACGCUGUUUUGGCCAACUGAAACGCCGGUUUCCUUUCGUACAGUAUGUUUGCCGCGUAAAGUUGGAAAAUGUGCCGAAAAGAAUUAUUGCUUGUAUUGUACUCCAUAAUGUUGCGAAGAGCUUGGGACUUUGACUUAGUUGAACAAGACCCAGAUGAAGAUAUAGAAAAUCAUGAGAGUGACGAACUUUCUCUCCGCCAACUAGAAAAGAUAUCUCAAAGCCCAUUAGAACCAUAUGACUGCAAAUAUCAUGUAGAAAUAGUCUCUAACUUGAAGGAUAAAAAUCGUUUGAAGGAUUUCAACGAAAUUGCUAUAGUGGCGCAAUUUGAUGUUUCACCCCUCAUGGAAAUUGAUAUCCAACAGUUUGCAACUUCUGUUACGCAGAAUUUUAGCGGAGACAUCGCUGCGACUGAAAUGGAUGUGAUUGAGUUUCAGUAUUGGAAUGGCGGUAUCAAAUUAUACUCCAAACGUUAA